UAACUAAUUAGACCGUGUUUUUUUCUUCUUUCAAACGUGUCCAUUUUCUCUUAUAUAUAUAUAUAUACACCUAAUUCUAUCACCAACCAAAUCUGCUACCUUUUUUGUUCUGAGUCAUGAAGUUCUCUUUUCCUGGUUGUUUAUUUUCAUGUUCCAGUGAAGUUAACAACAAUGAUUUUGAUGAUGGAGAGAUUAAUGAUGGAAGCUUUCGUAUAUUCACUUAUCAACAACUGAAAUCUGCUACUGGUAAUUUCAGUGAAAAAAUUGGACAAGGUGGAUUUGGCUCUGUUUAUAAGGGGAGGCUUAAGGAUGGAUCUUUUGUUGCUGUGAAAGUGCUUUCUAUUGAGAUUGAAUCCAUGAGAGGAGAGAGGGAAUUUGUUGCGGAAUUGGCUGCACUAGCAAAUAUGAAGCAUCAUAAUCUUGUUAGCCUUAAAGGGUGUUGUGUUGAAGGAGCAAAAAGAUACUUGGUUUAUGAUUACAUGGAGAAUAAUAGCCUCCAUCACACUUUCUUAGGUUCGGAGGAUAAAAGGGAGAGAUUCAGUUGGGAGGAAAGGAAGAGUAUAUCAAUCGGCGUGGCUCGUGGACUUUCGUAUCUUCAUGAGGAGUUGAAGCCUCAUAUAGUGCAUAGAGACAUCAAAACAAAGAAUAUACUAAUUGACAGAAGUUUUACACCUAAACUUGCUGAUUUCGGUUUGGCGAAACUAAUGAGAGAUGAGAAAUCUUACAUUAGCACUAGAGUUGCAGGGACAUUGGGUUAUUUGGCUCCUGAGUAUGCUAGUUCUGGACAACUAAGAAGGAAAUCAGAUGUUUAUAGCUUUGGAGUAUUGCUUUUGCAAGUUAUCACUGGCUUGGCUGUUGUAGAUGCCUAUAAAGAUAUCGAACGUUUCAUUGUCGAAAAGGCUUAUGCAGCUUAUAUGGCCAAGGAUCUAUUAAGAAUUGUUGAUCCUGUGCUUAAUAGAAACUAUUCAGACAAAGAAGCCACAAAAUUCCUCACAGUUGGAUUACUUUGCGUGCAAGAAACCGCAAGAUUACGGCCACGAAUGUCAGAGGUUGUAGAAAUAUUGACCAAUAAUAAUGUCGAUCUCAAAGAUGUUCACAUUUCAAAACCAGGUUUUGUUGCUGAUCUCAGAAACAUCAGAAUAAAACAGAACAUGAUAACAAGCUCGCCACAAGAAUCGGGCUCGUCAGGAACAACCUUCGCAAGCUCCAUCUGGAGUGUGGGAAAUCUCGCCCGUUAAUCCAAAUCGAUAAUUCUAUCGAUUUUUAAAAAAAAAUCUUCUGCUAAUGAUAUGUGACGAAUCUUCGUCCUAUUUAAUUAGCAGUUUUUUUUUACAUCUGUGCAUUUUUGUACAUGAUUUUUACUAGGUUAGUGUCAAAUUAGUCAUGUGUAUAGAUAAAAUCCUAUUGAUGUGUUCAUAAUCAUUUUUUUUCCUUAGGGUUGGGCUAGCUUAUGCCAUUUUGAUUAAUUGGUUUUUUUGUUGUUUUA
Molecule: messenger RNA, 1486 nt
Organism: Vicia villosa (hairy vetch)
Lineage: Eukaryota; Viridiplantae; Streptophyta; Magnoliopsida; Fabales; Fabaceae
Product: putative serine/threonine-protein kinase
Exons: 6
Coding region: 117-1238 (373 amino acids)
Biological process (GO): protein phosphorylation
Molecular function (GO): protein kinase activity; ATP binding
Source: RefSeq, a predicted model, not a curated record